Salarias fasciatus (jewelled blenny) is the source of this 3414-nucleotide messenger RNA. It is a transcript of the gene limk2, whose product is annotated as LIM domain kinase 2. Gene Ontology annotation, cellular component: cytoplasm; nucleus. Gene Ontology annotation, molecular function: protein serine/threonine kinase activity; protein binding; ATP binding. The transcript has 16 exons. The record is from RefSeq and is a predicted model, not a curated record. Gene Ontology annotation, biological process: actin cytoskeleton organization; protein phosphorylation. The coding region runs from base 241 to 2232 and encodes 663 amino acids. NCBI's taxonomy places the organism in Eukaryota, Metazoa, Chordata, Actinopteri, Blenniiformes, Blenniidae.
AGCGGCAGAAAGCGGCUCCGUGCGGGAGCGUUUCACUCCGGUGUUUUCUGAGGAGCUCUCGAGGCGUCCGUCCGUCCGUUCGGUCGUUCCCGGAGGUGUCGAGGACUGGAGGUCCGAGGCUGCUGCUGCUGCUGCCGGGAGGCUCGGCCGGGAGUCGGGGGUUGGAGCGGUUCAUGACAGCUGUCCAGCAUGAGAGCUUUGUGAGAAGACCUGAGUAUCGACGACGCUUUAACGGGGGAGAUGGAGGAAGCAGAAGGUCACUGUUACUGUGUGGGAUGUGGAGGAAAAAUCCAAGACUCCUUUCACAUCAAAGUCCACCAAGACACUUGGCACAACUCCUGCUUUCAGUGUUCUGAAUGCUGUGACCACCUGAAUAACUGGUACUACGAGAAGGAUGGCAAGCUGUACUGUGGCAAACACUACUGGGAGAAGUUUGGAGAGUUUUGUCACGGCUGCUCUCUGCUCAUGACCGGACCUGCAAUGGUGGCCGGAGAAUACAAGUACCACCCCGAAUGUUUUGUUUGCCUGAGCUGUAGGGUGGUGAUUGAAGACAGGGAUACCUACGCCCUGGUGGAAAGGUCAAAGCUCUACUGUGGAAAGUGCUACAAGCAGGUGAUCCUCACGCCGAUGUUGGAAAAACGCUCGCACGAGUCGGUCCUGGACUCGCUGCCCCACACGGUGACCCUCAUCUCGAUCCCCUCUGCGGCCAAUGGCAAGAGGGGCUUCUCCGUGUCGGUGAUGAGGGACGUCAGCGGGACGGCGAGCGUCCAGGUCAAAGAGGUCAGAGGGAUGCUGAUCAGCCCAGAAGUGCGAAAUGCCAUCCACGUGGGAGACAGGAUCCUGGAGAUCAAUGGCCUACCUGUUGGGACACUAAUGGAGGAGGAGGUGGACGAACUUAUCCACCGUACUAGUCACACGCUGCAGCUGCUGAUAGAGUACGACCCGGUCCGGCAGCGGUUAGACCGGCUGAGACUGGGCUCACCGAGACAGCUGGGCGCGCCGGCCACCUCCCGCAUGCGCCUGUCCUCGCCGCCGGACGCCGUCCUGGAGAGACCGGACGUGGUUGACGACACCACACUCAAGAGGAGAUCUCUGAGACGCAGCAACAGCACGUGUAAAUCCCCCGGACCGAACUCUCCCAGAGAGACGCUCUUCAUCACGCGAGACAUCGGGCGCUCCGAGUCCCUGAGGUCCCCCAACAGCUGCUCUCAUCGCAUUUUCCGACCGUGUGACCUCAUACACGGAGAGAUCCUAGGAAAGGGCUUUUUCGGACAGGCCAUCAAGGUGACUCAUAAAGCCACGGGGGAGGUGAUGGUGAUGAAGGAGCUGAUCCGCUGCGACGAAGAAACCCAGAAAACCUUUCUCAAAGAGGUCAAAGUUAUGCGGAGCCUGGAUCACCCCCACGUCCUGAAGUUCAUCGGCGUGCUCUACAAGGACAAAAGGCUCAAUUUGAUCACCGAGUUUAUUGAGGGCGGCACUUUAAAGGAUUUCAUCAGAGACGUGGACCCGUUUCCAUGGGAGCAAAGGGUGAGCUUCGCAAAGAGCAUCGCGUCUGGCAUGGCUUACCUGCACUCAAUGAGCAUCAUCCACAGGGACCUCAAUUCUCUCAACUGCCUGGUUAAAUUGGACAACACUGUGGUGGUGGCUGACUUUGGGCUGUCCCGACUGAUCGUGGAAGAGAAAGUGAAACCGCCCCCCGAGAAGCCCUCCAAUAAAAAGAGGGUAUUCAGGCGGAUGGACCGGAAGAAGCGAUACACUGUUGUUGGAAACCCUUACUGGAUGGCUCCCGAGAUGCUUAACGGGAAACGCUACGAUGAGAAGGUGGAUAUUUUCUCCUUUGGAAUUGUGCUUUGUGAGAUCAUUGGAAAAGUCUAUGCGGACCCCGAGUGUCUCCCAAGGACACUCGACUUUGGCCUGAAUGUCGGCAAGUUUGUGGAGAAGUUUGUCCCCGAGGACUGCCCUCCGGCGUUCUUCCCUCUGGCCGUGGCGUGCUGCGAUCUCACGCCAGACACCCGUCCAUCUUUCCAGAAGCUGGAGGACUGGUUCGAAGCGCUCUCCCUCAACCAGGAGCUGGGCAUCCCCCUGCCGUCCGAGCUGGACGAACUGCAGCAGCGUCUGAGUCGACUCCACUGGCCUAAAGACGGCUCUCCGGUCCAGAGCUGCACGCCGCCGCCGUCAGCCCCGGCGGCGUCCUCCUCAGACUGUUCCAGUUUGACGGACAGUGGCACCUAGGACCGGCGCCCGUUGGGGCCAUGGUUGUCAUCUGUAAGUCACGGACCAAGUGCAGCAGCUGCAACAAUACUGUGGAUGAAAAAGAGGGAAAAAAAAAUUAAAAUGUAUUGAAACCGAGCCAUUUUUAAACUGGAUAACCUGAGAUAGCUGGACCAAUUACCCCCAGUGGGACUUGAACUCUGCGAGCGCCAGAGAACUGCAACACGAGUGGAAAGACACAUUUCAAAAUGACAAGUGUUAGUUACUAAUUUUCUUCCUGUGCUCAGCCGCCACUCAGCACAUAGGGUUGUUUUCAUUGUUUACCGUGUACAGAGACAAAACACAGCUUCUGUGGACAUUUCCAGAGACUUUCGCUCCCCACAUGGUCUGUAGUUUUGUGUUCCUAACGCUAAAGUUGUUUGUUUUGCCGUGCGUGAAACACACGGUCCUCACUCUAAAAGAGGAGUCGCCUCCUUUCUGUAGCGAAGAAAACAAAAGAUCCCUGACAGUCAGCUGACUGACAUGCUCCAGCAAGCAGAGAGCAGAGCAGAGAGAAAACAGGUGUGCCGCUAAAGGUGGGGUGUGUAGGGUUUAGUGACACCAAGUGGCGCAUUGGCGAACUGCAGCCAAAUGCAUGCCAUGUGUUCUUUUCCCUCCCAAGUCGUUAUGAUGGAUGGCUGAGAGAUCAGCCUGGAUCCUGCACACUGAUCCUCUGAAGCAAAACUAACUGACCCCACAUAGUUUCAUCACACUGUGAUUUGGCACAAGAUGGCGAAGGAGUGUGAGGUUCUUCUAAACCCCACUGGUAUUGUUUGUGGGUAGUGUGGUUCUGUAGUUUGUCGUGCGGUGAUCUUUAAUUUUUUUGUUUUCAUAAUUAUGAACACUAUUCAUAUUUUUUUCUUUCCUGUCAAGCACAGAAAAGGAGAAAGUCUCUUUUGGGGAGUAGUAGUUUCAGGAUCAGAUUUGGAAAAAAAAAAUCUCUGUACAGAAAACUGGACUUGUUUUCUCAAACUUUGUAUAUAAUUGUGUAUAUAUAAUUUGAUUUCAUUUUCUAAUGGGGACUCUCGAUUUGUAGAUUUUUACAUUUGUCAACAAUGGACAUUUUUGCCUUUUUUCUUUGCUAUCAUCAUCCGAGGUACUGACCACCAGUUGUAAACCACUAUUUAUAUCGUAGUAGUGUUUCAUAAAUAAACCAUUUGAAAA